AUGAAGCUAUCUGGAUUCAUGCCCCAAGAAACCGCCCGGGCAUUGCUUUCAACAGUCCAAAGCAGCCGGUCAUACGAUUCCGAACCGGAUUCUGUGGAUCACAUGCCCAGUUUCGAAUUCUAUCCUAUGAUUGCUGGGCAGUGGGUGGAUGAAACCAUGAAGCACCUCCUGCAUGAGUUUGCUGAAACAGUAGUGCUGCCAUACGUUCGUCAGACGUAUUCCUGUCCCGAGUGCGCUGUGGCCGAUCUUCUUGUUCGACGGUAUGUGGUGGGGGAGCGCCGGACACACCAAUUGCACUUUGAUUCUCACGCGUAUGCUACUGUGGUGCUGGGGCUCAGCGAUCCAUCAGACUUUGAAGGUGGCUUGUACAUCCAACCAGGGACACAUGCCAGCACUCGUCAGUUUGUGAAUUUGGAGCCUGGUGAUCUGUUUGUGCAUUCUUUUGACCUUCAGCAUGGAGUUCGUUUGUGGAAGGGAACGCGACACAGUGUGGUCUUUUGGAUCAAAACAAGCGCGAGGUCCAUCACAAAAGGCACCACGCCGUGGUAUAGCAAGGCAGCUGAAACUGGAGAUCCGGAUGCGCUGUUCAAUUUAGGAGAACAAUACCUCCAUGGAACAGCCGGAAUGACUAUGAACCCGUCCCGGGCUGCAGCGCUUUAUAAGCAGGCCGCUGAGUCGGGGCAUCAUGGGGCGCAGACGCACCUGGGGCUGUUGCUUGCAGAGACUGGAGGAUCUGAUUUAAGAGAAAGCGCAAAAUGGCUCAAGUUAUCAGCAAAGGCUGGCAGUGUACUGGGUCAGAAGAGUUUGGCUUUUGCAUAUGCAAAUGGGAGAGGUGUGGAGCAGAAUCUGACCCGUGCAUCAAAAUGGAUGAUGCGAGCAGCGCAACAGGAUGACCUGGAAGCGGCAUAUGUACUGGGCACCAUGUAUUUGCAUGGACAGGGGCUGAAGGUCAGUCCUGUGGAUGCGAGCUACUGGCUGCGGCUUAGCGCAGAGGCUGGCUAUGCCGACGCACAGCGAGAGAUGCUUGGUCGUCAGAGGGCUUCAUGGGAAUCCCAAGAAAGCCCUCCAAAACUGGUGAGAUGGGGUUGUAUACGGGAUCAUGAAAAUAUCAUGUCCAAACGGCUUGAAAGAUGA
Symbiodinium pilosum is the source of this 1134-nucleotide messenger RNA. Lineage: Eukaryota; Dinophyceae; Suessiales; Symbiodiniaceae. The record is from the annotation of a GenBank genome assembly.